AUGGCGGAGAGGCAGGCAGGCCUCGACGCGUUCGACUCGGUAGAUAUCAUCGCUUUCAAAAAUGCCUUGACAGAUCUUCGUUCUGCACAUGAAACCAUGGACGACACCUUUAGUCGUCCUGGGGCACAGCUUGCAGACAAGCAGACAUUUACCAACAAGGCAGGAAACCUGAUUACAGCCUAUCCAGUGUUGGUGGAUUUGAGGAGGCUGGUUCAGUUGUGUCCCAGCAACACAUCUGCUGCCCUGACAGGCGAUCAAGGCAUCAUUCCUGGGAUCUCCAACACUGACCUGCUACAUGCUGUCGUAGGGCUAUAUGAUGUGUCCCUGUCAGAGAUGACUCCCGAUGUCCUGUAUUCCACUGUAUGUGAGAAAUGGGCCAGAACUAUAGUUCUAGUGCGAGAUCUCAAAGAAACUGUGACGUCAUUGAAAGAGAAGAAAAGUCAAAAGAAUCCUGAAAAGGAUAAUGAAAAUGACGAUGAAUCCAAGGAAUGUAAAUCAAAAGAAGAAAAGGAGGAGGGAGAGAAAGAUGACAAAUACGAGGAGGAAGAACAGCUCCCCAGCAAAUUUGCUGAUGUGUACAGCGACACAGAGUCUGAGGAGGAGGACCUAGAGGAGGAGGAUGAUGAAGAAGAUUUCUCAAAGGGAAUAAACACAUUCAUUAAAAAGACAGUUGAAAGGAGGAAAGGGAGACAAUCUGAGGCCAAAGAAAUACAAGAGGAUCAGGUUGGGAUAGAGAAUCGCAUCAUUGGCUGUGUCACAUUUGAAAAGAAAUAUGUGCGACUGUUUCUCUCUGUAACUAACAGACACAGAAAGUAUGGCAUUGGUAAAUACCUGCUACAGCAAGUUAUAGACCCAGGUGUGGUGGGCCAUUAUGAUGCUAUUGUGGUACACGCUGACAAUGCUGCCGUGGAGUUCUUCCAGCACUUCGGUUUCUCUGAUGAUGUAGUUCUCAACAGCAGAUGGAGCGAGCUUGCAGAACAGUUUACCAACUGUACUCUGAUGUGUUACCUGCCAGGUUUUUCAGGACAUAGUCUUCUGAGCACAGUAAAGAUACCAGGUUUUGAAGUGUUUGAAUUAGAACAGGAAUUUAACAAAUGGAAAGAAAAAACUGUGGAGGUUUAUCAGAACCAAGUAUCUGUGGUGAUGAGGAUGAAACAUGAAAUCCUUCAACUAAAAGCAAUGACACAAAAACAAAACACUUUGAUUGAAACACUACUGAAGGAGAAUGAGAAGUUAAGGAAGGAAAAGUAUGCUGUUGAGAAAGAAUAUCUUGGGUACAAGUUCUCAACAGCCAAAGCGUCUUCACUCUUACACGAGAGAACUUUAUCAGACGAUGGCUCUGAAAUAAGCUCCGAAGAUCUUAUUAAUGAGCUACAACAACAGGUUGACACCAUGGAUCUAACCAUUAAAAAGAAACGUCUGGAGUCUUUACUGGAGACUAACCCGGAAAAGAACAGCAAACUUAUGACAUUUGAUGACAGUAAAUACGUGUCGUUCCCACCUUCCAACAUCCGAAAUACCCCGGAACCUUACGACCACAUGAAAGAUGCUGCUUUCUUCUACGAUGUCACUGAACAGUUUAAGAAAGCCAUGAAGCUUGACCCCGACGUAAAAAGCAAUUACGAAGUCACAACAAUUUCUAAGGCCACCCUGACAGAACAAUACAUGGAGGACUACAAAAACAAGCUGAGCACUCUGGUGGACCCUUCUAUAGUUGUUGAUCUGUACUACUGUGGCACACUGGAACACCCAGAACGGAUCCCAGACAUUCUCACACAUGGGUUUACUGAAUCUGAUUUUCAACAUGGAGAAUAUGGAAGAGGUCUUUACUUUUCAAAGUAUCCUUCAAAGGCAGCACAUUUUUCUGGGGUAAGGAAAAUUCUACUGGUGGAGGUCGGACUCGGACACAUAGAGACUGUCACCAGGCAUUGCAGGACAAGGAAGUCACCAAGUCCUGGUCACGACUCCAUUAUUACACCUGGCCGUCUGAAACCUGCUAAAGACACUGGGGUAGAGGAAAGAACGAUGACUGAGGAGUAUGUGGUGUUUGAUGUACGACAAGUCAUGCCAUUGGGGCUUAUCACUUAUGACCAUCAUGCUGUCAGUUGAGGAAACAUACACGUUACUGUAGUAAACAUGUUUUGACAUUCCGCCUAUAUUGUUGAUGGUAGAAUUUC
Messenger RNA from Ylistrum balloti, 2177 nucleotides. RefSeq lists its product as uncharacterized. The transcript is spliced from 17 exons. Gene Ontology annotation, molecular function: acyltransferase activity, transferring groups other than amino-acyl groups; NAD+ poly-ADP-ribosyltransferase activity. Bases 1 to 2109 code for a protein of 702 amino acids. The record is from RefSeq and is a predicted model, not a curated record. NCBI's taxonomy places the organism in Eukaryota, Metazoa, Mollusca, Bivalvia, Pectinida, Pectinidae.